This is a messenger RNA of Musa acuminata AAA Group (dessert banana), 1104 nucleotides long. RefSeq lists its product as uncharacterized. NCBI's taxonomy places the organism in Eukaryota, Viridiplantae, Streptophyta, Magnoliopsida, Zingiberales, Musaceae. The transcript has a single exon. The record is from RefSeq and is a predicted model, not a curated record. The coding region runs from base 1 to 1104 and encodes 367 amino acids.
AUGGAGAAACGAUCGAGAUUGGAGCCCGGGUCCCAAAUCACCUUCAGAGUAGAAGAAGCCAAGUUCCCGAACCACGACGACGCACUGGUGGUCUCGGUCCGUAUUGCCAACGCACGAGUGAAGAGAGUAAUAGUUGACACCGGAAGCUCCGCCGACGUGCUAUACUUCGAAGUUUUCAAAAGGCUGGGUAUCACAAAAGGAGAUCUCACACCACUGGCAUCAUCACUCACGGGAUUCAUGGGGGAUUUCGUUUCUCCACUGGAGACUACCUUGCUCCCCAUUACCAUCGGGGAGGAACCAAGGACCGAGACGAUAAUGACCACCUUCAUAGUGGUCGAUUUGCCUUCUGCCUACAACGUCAUUCUCGACCGACCAACCCUCAACAAGCUGAAGGCAGUUAUCUCCACCUACCACCAUGCCUUGAAGUUUCUGACUUCCUCUAGGGUUGGAGUGGUCCGAAGCGACCCAAAAGAAUCCCGACAAUGCUAUCUGACGGCAGUUACUAUGCCGAAAAGGCCACGACCCAUCCAACCUCCCCUGGACCCCCGCAAUGACUUCAAAACACCACGACACUCGGAAUCGACGGAGCAAUUGGUCGAGGUCCUCCUGAGAAGAGGUCGACCCGACAAGGUUGUUAAAGUUGGGAUGACAUUGCCAGAAGCGGACCAAAUACAGCUUGUCAAUUUUUUGAAAGAAAAUGCUGACGUAUUUGUGUGGUACCCGGAGGACAUGCUUGGGGUCAACCCACAAGUCAUGCAGCACCACCUAAACAUCUGCCAUGAGGCACAUCCCAUAAAGCAAAGGCCGAGAAAAUUUGCUCCAGAUCGGCAAAAGGCGAUCGAUGACGAGGUGGACCGCCUCAUGGGCGCAAGGUUUAUAUCCGAGGUGAGAUAUCCUCGGUGGUUGUCAAAUAUAGUCUUAGUUAAGAAGCCGAAUGGAAGCUGGAGGAUGUGUGUCGACUAUACUGAUUUCAACCGAGCAUGCCCCAAAGAUUGCUAUCCACUCCCGAGGAUAGACCACCUUGUGGACGCCACUGUAGGACACGAACUCCUCACAUUCAUGGAUGCAUUCUUGGGCUACAACCAAAUUCAAAUGGCACCAUAA